Messenger RNA from Closterium sp. NIES-67, 2330 nucleotides. NCBI's taxonomy places the organism in Eukaryota, Viridiplantae, Streptophyta, Zygnematophyceae, Desmidiales, Closteriaceae. The record is from the annotation of a GenBank genome assembly.
UGAUCUCCAGUGGACUCCCUCGCUCGGCUGAUCACUGGACGCAGGUGAGGCGGAGUGAGUGAUCCUGAAUUCUAUCUGGUUCUAGUUUAGGAGAUCUGAACGCCGUGAGUGAUCCUGAAUUCUAUCUGCUCAGCGAGUCAGCCAUAGCUGCAACCAAUUGCCCUGCGACGGGUUUGGCGUGCUCUGCCAGCUAAGUGCAGAAGACCAAUCUUGUCGCAUUCGCUGUUGCUCGACAUCACAAUUCUUAGCCCGGGGUUUUCGACGAAAUUAUCGCCGCACGGAGAGUUAGUUUUUCUCUUCUUUCGCCACCGACCGAGAAGCGGUGCACAGGGUUCAUGACGUCGCGCUUCCUCCCGUCCUUUCUCGCUCGCCUCUCUCGGCAGACCAUUUGCAAGGGGUCGUCCCUUGCCAGCGCACUACCCGCCGCAAGUCGCGGCGUGCACUUCCGCACCUCCAUGGCCCCGGUCCCCGCGUCUUCCGCCAAAACCCUCAACCCUCCUCUUGCCGUUCUGAAGCGCACUCUGUCAAUGGAAGCCGCAUCUGCCAGCGCUGCAAAGGCCGGCGCCGAGGCCGCUCGCGCGAAGAAGGCACGGCUACGGCCGAACGUGUCAGCAGCAGCAGGCAUGGGUGCCUCAGGCCUGGGGGCACCCGUUGCUGCUGGUGCUGCUGCUGCUUGUGGUGGUGCUGGCGGCGCUGCUGCUGCCGCUGCAGCUGCUGCUACUUCUGGAAUUAGCGUGCGGACAAGGCAAGGUAGACGUGGCGGAAGCAGCAGCGCUGGCGGCGGUGGUGGCGGCAGAGGGGGCGCUGAUGGCGAUGCCGGUGGUGGCGGUGGUGGUGGUGGGCGCGGUGGUGGUGGCGGUCAGAGGUCGAAGCCGAGGCAGCAGCACGAAAGGAUAGGACCGAAGGGGAAGGGUCCGCAGCAGCAGCAGCAGGGAGGGCAGCAUCACCAGCAUCACCAGCAGCAUCACCAGCAGGAGGAGCCAGUGGUGGUGCAGCCGAGGCGGGAGGUGGACCUUGAGGCGAUCAAAUCCGUCAUCACAGACGUGAGGUUCGACUCGUUCCCCCUGUCGGCGCACACGCUGCGCGCCGUGAAGCAGGGCUUCGGGUUCGAGCUGUGCACCAAGGUGCAGUCGGAGACGAUGCACCCCAUCCUCCAAGGUGUUGAUCUCCUAGCCAAGGCCAAAACCGGUAGCGGAAAGACAAUCGCGUUUCUCGUGCCUACACUCGACAGGAUACUGAGCGGCCCCCCUUCCGCGCGCUUCCCCCAGGGCGGAACGGCAGUGCGCGCGCUGGUGCUGGUGCCCACACGCGAGCUGGCGACGCAGGUGCAGGGGGAGGCGCAGCAGCUGCUGGCGGCGCAGGGGCAGGCGCAGGUGGGCGCGGGGCGCAUUGGCGCGCAGGUGGUGAUUGGCGGAACGCCCAUGAAUAGAGAGGCGCGCAGACUGGCCUCUGACCCCUCGCAGCUGCUGAUAGCGACGCCCGGGCGGCUGUUGGACCACAUGGCCAACACGCCGGGCAUGCAGGAAAGACUGCACUCGCUGCAGGUGCUGGUGUUGGACGAGGCGGACCGCAUGCUGGACAUGGGGUUCGCAAAGGACCUGCGGGCCAUCAUGGCGCAGCUGCCAGCCGCGCGCCAGACGCUGCUCUUCUCCGCCACACUGCCACGCGAGGUGCAAGCCAUGUCAGCGAAUGUGCUGAGGCCCAACUUCAAGCAUGUGGAUGUGGUGGGGGAGGAAGAUGCAGACACCAACAUCCAGGUGCGGCAGGAGCAUCUGGUGGUGCCCCUGGACCAGCAGCUGUCCGCCAUCUACUCGCUGCUGCUGCAGCACCGCCAGGAGGAGCCCGACUACAAGGUAUGACCAUGCAUGGACGCACGCACGCUGCUCACGCAUGCUGAUGGGUGUGCGGUGACGGUUGCAAGGUGUCGUGCCCCUUUGGGCUUGAGCUGCUUCUGCGAAUGUGCGAUCUCGUGUGUGCACGCCCGUGUGUUCUGUCUCAUGUGCUCCUGUUGGCAUGCUCAUUUAUUCGGCACAGCCUCUCUCGCGUGUGCCCUAUCCCUCGUCCUGCGCCUCGCCCUUUCUAAUUCCUCCCCUCGCCUCUCCCCAUCUUCCACAGGAGGUCCUAAUACUGCUCUCAAGUCACGCAUCCGCCUUGCUGCUCCCUCCUAUUCCUGCCACUCUUUGCAUCCUCCUGAAAGCAUCCCUGCUGCCCUGCCCCUGUGCCUUCCCCCUCUCUGCCUCCCUCACCACUCCUUCCCCUUGUACUCCCCUCUCCCUCCCUCCACCAGGUGCUCGUCUUCUCAGUGACAGCGUGCACCACGGCCCUUGGCG